Molecule: messenger RNA, 1394 nt
Organism: Nicotiana tabacum (common tobacco)
Lineage: Eukaryota; Viridiplantae; Streptophyta; Magnoliopsida; Solanales; Solanaceae
Source: RefSeq, a predicted model, not a curated record
GACUAAAAACAGAACAGUUGAGAUUUGAGAACGGACAAAGGCAACCGUGGACAGACGAAAUAUCAGGAACCCAAUCCCAGAAGAAAGGACGACUGUUUACCUCAAUCAAACCAAAGAUCCUCUACAACUACGCCCCGUCUUCCAAUUUUCGAAUCUCAUAAUUAUUGCGCUUUCCCUCCCUAGAUUUCCUCAAUCUCAAUCUUCCCAUGUAACCCAUUGCUGUAUCAUACGGUACCUCCCUCAUUUAUUUAAUACCCCAUACCCCACAAAUAAAUAAAUUAAUUAAUAACAAUCACCGUGUAAAAGAAAUCGGCGAUUAAUUUCUGGUUUUAGGUUGAAUAUCGUCGAUGAAACGGCACUGGGUGAUCCUGGUCUGUGUUUUACUGUUAUUUUUUGGCUUUACGGGCUUGGCAAGUGAGUUAUUGAGCUUGCCGAGUAGUUCAAUUGAGGGAAUUUCCGAUGGAGUUACGAUAGCUCCGGCGAGGAGGAAUCUGUUGUCAGAGUUAAGGAAACCUGAGACAGCACUGGUUGCUGAACUGGAUGGUACUGUUCAUUUACGGGAGGUUAAAACUGAGAAAACACUCUGGUCAUUCAGAUCUGGCCCAUCAAUCUACUCUUCAUAUCAGGCUCCUAUAAACUAUAAUGACAACAGGGAGGCAUCAUCUGAUAUAGGAAGUGGUUAUUUCAUUGACUGCCGUGGGGAUGAUUGGGAAUUGUAUGCACACAACAGGCUUGGCAAAUUGGUAUACGAGUCUUUUCAUUAUUCUACAUGGAUUACUCUUGCAAUUUUGGUGCUAUAUAACAAGAGAUGAUAUCCACUUAACAUUGAAUGAUAAUGAGACAUGAUGCAUCAAUUAAUGUAGUACUACCUCCGGUCCAUUUUCAAUGUCAUUUUAGCCAAACAAAAUUUGGUCCGAAAUAAGUGUUGCUUUAGGAAACCAAGAAGGCAUUAACUUCUUUUCCAAAUCUAUCCUUGUUUAAAUGAUCUAUAAAAGUUUCUAAAACGUUGAACAGUUAUUAUUCAUUUUGAGGAGAGAAAGAUGGUAAUUUAGUCAAAUAACCCUUAAUGGUCUUCUUAGUGAGUGUGCCAAAACCUUAAUGAUAAUUAAAAUGGACCGGAGGUACUAUUAACAACUAGACCUUGAUCUAGACUAACAAAGUGAAAUGUACAUUUCCUUAGUUUGAAACGUAUUCUAAACUCCCCUUUUUAUCAUCAUGAAGGUGUUAAUUUUGAGCAUAAUUUGACCAAUAUACCCUCAUAUCUACAUAUUGGUUGAUUGAGGACAAUUUUGGAAUUGAUUUAGCUACCUAAAAUGUGUAUAAAAGAAAUAUAUGUGUGAAAAAGGAAGGAAAAAAGAAGAAAAGGAAUGGCGACUGAGGGGCUGGUAUUUGUA